AUGCCACGUGGACAAGCUAAACGCGCCGUCGUUCUGGACGGCUGGUUGAUGAGAGCGAAAAAGGAAAUGAAGACCGAGACAUUGUACCAUUGUUUUAAUCGGUAUUUAUUAAAGAUUGUUGACUUUUUUUUUAAUCUAUUAUUGCAGAGACAGGUUUGCUCAGUGCACCGGCGUUUUUGCGGUGAAUCGCGAUACUAAAGCGAUUCGAGUGGUCAAACCGCACGUGAGUCACUAUCCUGACUGGGAAGAAAACGAAUUGAGUGCUCAGCUGACUCUAAACACACAAAAGUACCCAAUUUACAGAUUCCAAUAGUCCGACAAGAGCGCAAAAGACGUGAGAAAGAGAAAAAGUGUCGGCAAGUCAUUGAAAGUGUAAGAAAUGCGUCUUAUCGAUUAAAAAAUAGAUAAAUUUAUCAAAGAAUGUGUCAGGAAAGCGUAUUUGGAUAGAUUUUUCCCGGUUUUCAGCAGCUUUUCUUGACAAAGCGACGAUUUUCAAUCUUCGAUUGCACGCUUGCGCCGGGGUGUUUGCGUACAAAACACGCCCGCCAGUCUCAAACAUUCUCCCCCAUUUCGCAACCAUUUCAACUGAAAUUCUCGUUUUUCAGCAGGAAAUGCCACCGAAAAAAAAGGAUCCGGGAGUGACGGCGAUUCUCAUCGACGCCGGACCGAAUAUGAGCGAAAUUGACGACGAAAAUGGGAAGAGUGCGUUUGAAAAUGCGAUAAAUACGGCCGAUUGGAUUGUUUCUCGCAAAGUUUGUCUUUAUCUUCUGAUACCUUGCAAUGACCCGAAAAGUGCCAAUUUUGCAGUUAUUCUCCGAAGACCCGACGAGAUUCGCGAUAAUGGCCUAUAACGUGGAUGGUUCGACCGAUUUGGACGGCGAAACGUACGAAGGAGUGAUGGUUCAUGACGAGGAAUUCCAGACGGCCAAUUUCGAACAUUUGAAGUUCAUUACGAAGGAAUUAAAGCAAAAUUCCACUGGCAACACGCCAAAUUGUAUGGUUGACCACAUUCGAAAACCCCUCAUUCAAUUUUUGCAGUUUUCAAAGGCGUUCUCGCCGCCGUGUCCCUUCUGAAGAGUGCCGAUUCGGGAAAGAAUCCCGAGUCGAUCACACUGAUCGUUUUGACAAACGGAAAAAACGAGAAUCUGCGGCAGGAGAAGUACGAUCUGCUCGUGGACGCGAUCCGCGAAACGAACGUCAAUCCGAUGGUCAUGUCAGUGAAUUUUUGCCAGUUUCUGUGCAAAAUCCAUUGAAAAUAGAGAUUUUUCAGUGGGAUUCCGAACAAUCCAAAGUAUCCAGCUUCUCGAAUCGUCGAACUUGUCGAGGAACUCGAAGGAACCGCCUACUCAUUCCAGUUCGCUUUUUCUGUCAAAUGUUAAAACUUUGAGAUGCUUUUUCUUACAGAAACGUCGCGGAGCAGCUUUCCAACUAUCAGGCUCGUCAGAAAAACGAACGGAAAAACGCGAAAUUGUGGGACGUCAGUGUCUUUUUUUCUGUACACUUUUUGUAAAUCUCAUAAACGUUCCGUUCAGAUCGCGCCGGGAAUCCGUCUCCCAGUCACUUUUUCGAUAAAAGCGGAAAAAGCGAGCGCGUUGCUGAAAUUCAAGAAUGCGGAUAUCGACGGAAAUGAGGUAUUUUGCACGAAAAAAAUGAUGAAAUUUCGCAAAUUUCGUUCAGAUGGUCCGUUUUGAUCGAUUGCACGUGGAGAAUCAGUCGGAAGACGGCAAAAUCAACGAGGAUUCGGUUGCUGCGAACGGGUAAGCUUCAGUUGGUGGAAACCAGGCGAAAAAUGAUUUUUUCAGCGCUCAUCCCACGUCCGACACGUUUUCCACACAAAACGCGACGAAUUUGACGGCGAACAACGGAAAAAUGAUGCUCGGCUACAAUUUCGGCAAAUCGCUGAUCAUGAUGGAUCCGGAGUACCUGAAGGAGAAGUACAAUGACCACAAUUUCAACGAGGGACAGACGGGCGGCGUGCUCAAACUAAUUCAGUUCACCAAAAGAGCCAAUGUACGUGAAGGAGAGCGAAAUGUCCGGUUGAAUGCGAGAAAGUUCUUCCAGACUGCGUUAUGCGCCUUUAAAGAACAGUUUCUAAGAUUUCUUUUUGCAGAUCCUCGACUCGUACCUGUUGGACGCGAGCGCUAAGACGGUCCUUCCGGCAGUCGGCUCCGAUUCGCUCACCUCGGCGACCGUAUCCCUGAUCGAAGCGAUGCUCUCACUGCGAGUCGCCGCCAUCUGCCGCUACACUUUCCACGCGAAAUCGCACGUCCAACUGGUCGCGCUUCUGGCGCAUCGGGACGAGCAGACGGGCGUCGCCUACCUCAGAUCGGUCAAACUACCGUACUCAGACGACAUGCGCACGCUAAAAUUCCCGAAAUUCUCGUUCGACGAGCAGGAAGAGGACGACGGAAAACCGACUUGUUAGUAUCGCAAUUCGGCAAAAGGCAAAUUUGAAUGUCCGUUUUUGCAGUGGCUCAACUCUCGGCCGUCGACGAUCUCAUCGACAGUAUGCAGUUGAAGGAGGGAGAAAUGUGAGGGAUUACUGUAGGGUUACUGUAUUUCAUCUCUUGUUUUCAGUUCUUCACUCGUCGAAGGCGGCCUUUCCGAUCCGAGACUUCAGAUGCAAUGUCACUUCCUCAAAAGUGUCGUUCUCAACCCGAACGGUACGGGAUUUCGACGAUUUUUCUGGAAUUUAUAAAAAAUAGAACAUUUUCAGACACCCUGGAGAAGCACGCCGACCGCACCAAUCGAAUCAUCGACGAUAUAAUGGCUCCGAAGACACGUGUCAUCUCCGAAAAUGCGGAACUCUUCGAGAAACUCGGCCGCGAGUUCAACCUGCAGCCGAUUCGAAAAACGAAAAGAGAACGGGUGCAGGUGGCGGCCGAGGACAUUCAGAAUAUGAUCGACGAGUGGACGGAGAAGCGGCAGAAGACGUCGGACGACGAGAAAGGACAGAAGAGGAAGAAGAAGUUGACGAGGAGAGAGGAACUGAUUCUGGAGUGGGCCGACGGCGAAUCGGCCGCUGCGGCCAUCUGCCAGGCAAUGCUCAAAAUGAUAGCCGACACGUGCGGAUUCCAGCAGAAUCGCGCCGUCAGCGGCUUCUUUGAGGUGAAUUUCAGUUUUUACUUCAAACAAUCUCAAUCAAAAUUCGAAUUUGCCGCCGGAUUUUGAUGGAGUGCACUUGCAACGCCCUAAAACUGACAAUCUUUCAGCUCCUUCUCACCGAACUCAAAACGAUUCGCUCGGUUUUUGUGGAGAAAUCGAGGUGCGACGAGUUCAACGAACUGCUCAAAAAGCUGAAAGAGGAGGAGGAUUUCGAGCCGUUUGCCGAAUUUAUCGCCGAGGAGAAAGCGUGCAAUCCGAUCAGUUCGUCCGAAGUGCCGAGUUCCGAAGUGACCGAUUCGGAGGCGGCCGAGUUUUGGGACGAAAACUGA
Caenorhabditis sp. 36 PRJEB53466 is the source of this 3434-nucleotide messenger RNA. Lineage: Eukaryota; Metazoa; Nematoda; Chromadorea; Rhabditida; Rhabditidae. The record is from the annotation of a GenBank genome assembly.